Molecule: messenger RNA, 4514 nt
Organism: Chara braunii
Lineage: Eukaryota; Viridiplantae; Streptophyta; Charophyceae; Charales; Characeae
Source: the annotation of a GenBank genome assembly
CCAUCCAUGGCAGUUGUUUUGGAAUACUAUGGCAUACAGUCUGCUCUGGUACACAAUCGAAUCUGCAUGCUCUGCUUUGCAGCUGGCAGUGACAGAGUACUUGUGCCUCCAGUGGAGGCGAAGGCUUACACAAGCAGCACAUGAGGGCUAUUUUCAAGGCCAAAAUAUCUUAGUCCUAGCUCGUCAGCAGCGCUGUCGGGUCUCAUCAUUCCAACUUGAUAUUACAGAUAACCAACACCCAACCUCGGCAGCUCCAUCGAAACUCGCGCCGCUUUCGGAUGUUUUUGAGAGCAGUGAGGCAAGGAGCAAGAGAACAGAAAAGCAGAGUGUCGCUGGCAACUAUGCCUGCCCUGAUCACCCGCCGCGAUCUAAUCUGCUAUCUUCUUCCUCUGGUUUCCCCCACUUUGAUCGGAUGCCACCAUCCGGUCUAGCAUUAUCUGCCGGUCUGGUUCAAGGACUGCAAGGAAUGGUUGGGCAGAAGGAACAAAUCGGGUUCAGAGCGGGGACUGCUGGAAGUUAUGGUGAUGGUGAUGCUGUCCAGGUUGUUGUGAUGAAAUGCGAUCGGGUGGCUGAUGUCAAGGCAAGCGGUGAAGUACCAGGCAUGUUGGUCCAGCGUGAUGUCACUGAUGUGGAUAAUCCAGACCAGAGGAUGACAGAUGAGAUACGGAGUCUUUGCACCAGCCUUGGUGUGUUCAUGACCAACACAUUCACAGCACCGUUGACCGUUGUUUAUUACUCAUAUGUGGUUUGGCGAUAUGUUGGCUGGGUUGGGCCAGUUGGCGUGUACGCCUUCUUCUUCCUCGGGUCGAUGGUGACACGCAAGAUCAUCGCUCCAAUUGCGGCCCUCGUGGCUCGACAAGAGAAGCUGGAGGGCAAUUUUCGCAUCGGGCAUGUUAGAGUGAGAGAUGCUGCGGAGUCUAUUGUGCUGUCCCAUGCUCUGCCCACGGAACAUGUGCAUAUCGAUGCUGAUCUGGACAAUGUGCUGGCAGUCCAAGAGAAGCUUGUUUUCCAACAUUCCAUACUGGAGUUUGCAAUGAAGGUUUAUGACUACUUCAGCACGGCUGUCAACUACCUGAUUCUCCUUGUGCCGAUUUUUGCUGGUGCAUUUGCUGAGGCAACGAAGGAUGACGCGGGCAAGGUUGCACAGCUGAUUAGCAACUCGUCCUUUGCGACAUUACAGCUGAUGUAUGGCUUUUCCAUGCUGAUAGACGCAUCCAAAUAUGCAUCCGAUGUGGCCGGUCAUGCCUCAAGGGUUGCUGAGCUGUUCGAAGCCUUGGGAAUCAUACAGGAGGGAAUGAAGAACACCGAAUCCAUGGCACCUGCAAACUUGUCAGAAGCAGGGCCCGGCAAGCAGCUUGGCACCGGGUCCGUAAUUCAUCCUCGUCACAAGAAAGGGGUGGAGAAGGCUGCGCCAGCUGACCCCUGUCGCUUGUCAUCAGAGGUAUGGACCAAGUCCAACCAACUUGCUGAUGCCCCAGGAGGGCUCACAUCGUCACCCUCAGGAGGCUCCAAACUGCAGUGUACAGUGGAAGAAGGCCAGAGGGUCAGAGCUGACCACCAAAAGGACUUGAGCACAGGCACAAGACAAACUGGCAUGGAGGUGAGGGGAAGGAGCAUUGCUUUGCAGGAGGAGCAGACAGUAGACUGGACAAUGGUACGGGCCCCAACUAUCUUCCAUCUAUGUGGAGGAGAUGACUGGCUCGAGUACUCUAUCCACAGAGUGCCACGCGAGUUGUAUGCGCUUCUCGUGGCAGUGUUCCCCGGCAAAUGGCCUGAAGAUAUGCUGGUUAUUCCCACAUUUCAGUGCGGAGGGGUCGACCUUUGUAUCCCCCCAGUGAAAAGGGGGAAGGGGGAAGGCGCAGCAGAUGACACAGACGAAGUUGAUGAAGGUUUCGGCAAAUUGUGUAUGCGUGUAGGUGAGGACAUGGAUAGGAUGCUGGGGGUUUUUCUCAGGUGGCAAAGUUCCAUCUGUGGUUAUCUUCAGAGCAAAGGCUACUGGGCCGACUCAGUGGACCCUAGCUCAGGGUAUGCUCUUGCACCAAGAGGAGGAUGGGGAAACAUCACUAGCAGUACUCACCAGCAGGGACACGCUGGAUCCCAGCAGGACCCAGUGGUUGAAAAACGCAUCAUGGAGAAGCCACCCCAGGAGCACUGGGAGAGCAAACUCUGCUACAGUGAAGUUUAUGCAGCCAGGGUAUUGCUUGGCUAUGAGGUUCAGCAGGUAGGAGCAUGCCCAGUUGUUGUUCACCCUAGGUUUGGCACAAGGGCAUAUCCUGCCUCUCUUGUGACAACAGCACCCUUAGAACCCCUGUUGGAAGCCAUAUCAGCAGCAAGGGAUGGUUUUUCUGGCGAGAUGGAAGCGGAGCCCGAGCUGGUAUCUGCUGGGGACAAAAGUAGUGCAGAGGGAGGAAAGGGGGUUGGGCAGGAACACAAGAAGGGAAACGAGGAGGAGGAGGAGGGUGGUGACGAUAAAUCCUGGGUGAAAGUUGCGGGGCACAGCGAGAUAAUGCAAGAGAGCUGGGAUGUGAAUGAGAAGCAGAAGUCAUGCCUUGUCAUUCCUGAUAACAGCAUGCAGAUUGAGGAUCCGCCUUUUGCAGAGCAAAGGCUUCUAGACCAAUGUCCCAUCCUUCCUCUCUAUAAUUCGUCGUGUGGGAAGAAUACAACUGGCCUUGGCAGGGAACAGGUCCAUGAUGAUGCACUGGACGAGGUCGAGAAGGAAUUGCUCAUGAGGGUUUCUGCAAUGACAAUCAAGCAAUCAACUGCAGGAGAGAAUGGGAAAGUUGAGCAGGGAAGUACAGCUGCAUUGAGCGUGACCACAUCUCACAUGAUGAGACAGGAAACGGCAAUCAGUGGAGAUCGGCAGACUGCCAACGACCAGGACAUGCUUGUCAUCAAGGAGAUGACCUGCAGUAUUCCUGACAGUGGUAGAGUGAUUGUGAAGGACCUGACUGUGAGGCUUCAGCAGGGAGAGUCUCUUCUGGUUAUGGGACCGAGUGGAUGUGGGAAAACAACAAUUGUGAAAGCCAUCGGAGGAAUAUGGCCAUUGGAUGCAGGAUCAGUGAAGAUGGUAGAGUGGAACAAAAGGGAGACUCAAGCUCCCAAUGUCAUCGUCCUUACUCAAACCCCACUUAUGGCCAGGGGAGGACUUCUUGCGCAGCUGAUUUAUCCACUUCUCCCUGUCGACAGAGGUGAUCUGGGCGCAGCUUUAAGUGAAACCACAGACUUUGAACUGAGGUGCCAAGGCAAGGGCCCAAGCAGAGUUGCUACAGGUCAGCAAGAAGACGACGACAGAUUCUGCGAUGAAUAUCAACCUUUUCUUCUCAAAGAGCAAGUCAUCCAGUGGAACCCCAGUUAUGGCAAGGACGACGGAGGUGGUGGCGGUGAUGGUGGUGGAGACACUACAACACAAUUGGGAGGGAGCAGGAGACCAACUGUCUCCUCCAGCUUUUCAGGUUCUCGAUGUUGGACUCGAGAAUGGGCCCAUGGGAAACGGGACAGAAGGCGAGUUCCGCAGACUUUUCAACGAGGGUGGACGGCUAUCCACGAGCAUCCUGAAUGGCCAGCAAAGCUCCGCAAGGUUCUGGAAAUGGUGGAUCUCGGCUAUCUCCUUCAGAGAGUUGGAGGUGAUUGGGAGGCACAGAUUGACUGGAGGAAUGCAGUGUCCCUUGGUGAACAGCAGCGUCUAUCGAUCGCAAGAGUAUUUUUCCAUAUGCCACAGCUGGUCGUGCUGGACGAAGCAACAAGUGCCCUUGGCGAGGAAAUGGAAGAGAAAAUAUAUCGCCAUCUCAUGAGACUUGGGAUCUCGUUUGUCAGCAUAUCGCACCGGAGCCGAAUGGAAGCUUGGCACACGAAAACACUUCGUCUUGACGGGAUUGGUCUUGGGACAUGGAACCUGCACUCUCGCUUCACGACUGAGAACAGCUGACGACGAGUUCUUCGACUGAGAUGGCAGGAGGCAAAACUAUAUGAAGAUGAGGUAUCAUGGCAUCAAAGCACGGCUGUUGCAGACCCCUGGCGGGGUACAUGCGCAGCUAGUUGGUAUUCAAGAGGAGAGAUCAAGCAGGUUUUAUUUAGAUUCCCUAUUUUAAGGUUCCAUGUAUUUGCUUACACAUAUACAUAUUACAUACAUGUUACAUGUGUGCAUAGAUAGAUAGAUAGAUAGAUAGAUAGAUAGAUAGAUAGAUAGAUGGAUAGAUAGACAGAUAGAUAGAUAGAUAUUGUCAUAGAGAACUGCCUGGUGAACCAUAGGAGGAGAGGGGUAUAUAGAUAUAUACAUACAUAUACAUAUAUAUAUAUACAGGCACUUAUAUAUACACUAUUUGACGAUAUAUAUACAGGCACUUAUAUAUACAUAUAUAUCGUCAUAUAUAUAUAUAUAUAUAUAUAUAUAUAUAUAUAUACAGGCACUUACGCACUUGCAUGUAUGUCACAUAAACAUAGGCAGAAGAAGGGAUAAACGUAUAUCUUACAUAUGUGCAGUAUUAGGCACAUGUAAGUAAAUGUGCAUAUCCAAA